CAUGUUUGCAGUAUAAGCGUGUGAGUUGCGGUGAAAUGUUCGACCGGUUCGUGGCGAAAAAUGUAAUAUAUAAAUAAUCGUACUCGUACAUGCAAAUACGCUAAAAGAAAAGAUAAGGUUUUAAGAAAAUUUUCAUAAAGAGUAAAAGGGCUCAAUGGAAGGAGCUACGGCGAAGCGUACGUCGUGCAAAAUGUGAAAUAAAAAUAAAAUAAAAAGUCUCAACUGAUUAAUUUCAAAAAUGUAUUUUUGAAAUAAAAACUAUAUUUUUUAUAUUUGAGUGUCAUUAAGCUAUUAUAUUAAAUUAAAAAAAAAAAAAACCACUCACAACAUGACAGCGCAAGUGAAAAGAGAGAAGUCUGACCUGAAUUGUGCCAAUAAAUCCACUCAAUAUGUGAAAAACUGUGGCAAAAUGUUGAAACGUGAUUUUCCCAUAUUGAUACUUUCGCUCUUCAUACUCUGUGGAUUCUUUGCCUUCAUGCAACAUGCUUUUCGUGCCAGUGUUACCAUAGAAGAGCAAGCCUUAACAAAAAAUAGCAUUAAGAGCGUAGAAGCAAAUACCGUUGUAUUACCGGCUGCUGAGGUCUUUUUCGGCGAUGAACUAUUCGAAAAAGAAUUACAAAGUCGUCAAUUAAUCGAACCUAAAGACAGUCGUGAAGUGAAAGUAUUUACUGAAUCAACAAAUAAAGUCAAAAAUGAAACAUUGGGACAACGUUUGAAGAAGUUGCUGAAAUGUAAUGAUCGCCCCUUGAGGUUGGAGAAGAUACAGUACGGCAGUUAUUGGUUGUUGCGAAAUUAUAUACGUGGCACGAUUAGUACGUCAACAGGCUGUGCCGACACUGUGACACUGACAACAAAUGGCGAUUACACAUUUUUCGAUAGCUUGCCAUUUUUAACGGAACGCUGGUUGGCGCCCAUUAGCUUUGCCCUUUUUGCGCCGGGCUAUGACUUCGAAGCCACACUGAAUUCCAUACAAUUUGUUCGUAAUUGUUUGCGUGAAAGUAAGUCCAUAAGGGAUUAUGUGACAUUUCACAUUUACUUCCCCGCAACCGAUAUGCCCGAAUAUGCACCGAUAACCGAAAAGGAGGCUAUAUCCUGGCCAUAUGACUGUGAUGCGCAACCACCUUAUGUGGAUGUGGAUAGGAGUACUAUGUAUAAGACGGAACACAACAUGACGUACCCCAUAAAUGUUGGAAGAAAUAUAGCACGAAAAUCCGCGAACACUUAUUUCAUAUUUGCCUCAGACAUUGAAUUAUAUCCAACGCCAGAAUUACCGCGCCUGUUUCUGGAACUUGUCGAACGGAAUCGGAGUGUGUACCUAGAUAACAAAGAGCUACGUGUCUAUACAUUACCAGUCUUCGAAGUUACUAAGGAUAGCCAAGUGCCAGAGAGUAAAACAGAACUUGUGGAGAUGCUGCACAAACAUAAGGCCAUACCGUUUCAUUCGAAAAUCUGUAAAAAUUGCCAUUUGGUGCCGAGACAUAAUGAAUGGGUAAAUUCUACAGACGCGAAUGAGCUGAGUUUGUUUUCGCAAACAAAACGCGAGGGAAAGUUCCGUUAUUGGGAACCUUUCUACAUAAGCGACAAUCAAGAGCCCAUGUUUGAUGAACGCGUCACGUGGGAGGGUCAAUCGAAUAAGCGUAUACAGGGCUACGCUAUGUGCCUGAUGAAAUAUGAUUACUUUGUAUUGCAUCCGGCCUUUUUGACGCAUACACCAGGCAUUAAAUAUUUUGAUAAAAAUGCCACACGACUCAGCUAUGUGCCGGCCAUGAAUAACCUUAUUAAAACAGUUAUACAACCUGAAUAUCAUAUUUUAUAUGGAAAGAAGAAUAAGAAAUGCUUCACGUGAUAUUGGUACAUAUAAGAUAUAUAUAUACAUAUAUAAUAUUCGCUUUGUAACCGCUAAGGCGUUUUUCGGCAGAGCUCUUCCUCCAA
Molecule: messenger RNA, 1932 nt
Organism: Ceratitis capitata (Mediterranean fruit fly)
Lineage: Eukaryota; Metazoa; Arthropoda; Insecta; Diptera; Tephritidae
Product: beta-1,4-glucuronyltransferase 1
Exons: 5
Coding region: 329-1846 (505 amino acids)
Source: RefSeq, a predicted model, not a curated record